AUGGACCGCGCCAUUGGCUUGCUCGAUUUCUGCGGAGGGCGCCUGCAGAUUGUAUGCUUGUUGGAUGCAGCCUCUCUCGGCCGCGUGCUGCGCUGCAGCAAGGCGGCACAAGUCGUCGUGAAACAUGAGUGGCGCUGCUGCGAUGGGCGAUUUGAAACUUUCAAUGCGACGCAUCUUGAGAGCGAGCUGGUCGGUCUUUGGAGCAGGUACGGCCAGUCGAUCAGCCAGCUGCCCAUGAAGAAGCCCCGCACGGCUCACGAUGUGUACUGUCUUUGGCCGUCGCGUGACUGGUUCAAGGAAGGCGAGUUACCUUUCACUGAUCUCAUCCAAUUUGAACGAGGUGAUUCAUCGUACAAUGUUUGGAUUCUCGACCUUCUCACUGCACUUCCUCUCCUCGGACGCCUGGUGAGCGACUUGUAUAUCCGAUCAAACUCGAAAGCGGUUUUCCAGAUGAGAGGGCGUAAUGAUGCACCUGGUGCAGCCGAAUUUCUCCAAGCGCUGAAGGAGCAGUCUGAGCGGAAGGCCGCAGCCGAGCUGAGUUUGAAGAGGUGCUACAACGAAGGCCGUGGCUUCGUCAUGGAAUCCGUGUUCAUGACAUGGGACAGGAAGGAGCUGUGGAUUUAUGGUGAGAUUCGACUUGUCCCGAGCGACGACACGGUGUCCCGUCAACAUGGUGGCCCUUGGUCUCUGCAAGCGGAUGCUAGUGACAGCCGAGGCCCAGAAGUGCCGAGAUUCGGAUGGAAGAUCUGCGAGAUGUACGGGGCUGAGAACUUCCGCAACUGGACACCUUGCACGUGUGGCGAAAUUUACCGUGGAUCGAAGGCCACGGCUGCUGCCAUCUUUGUUGCGGAGGAGCGCGAGGCUCUCAACAGCCCAUCCAAUGUCCAGAAGCUGGGCAGGUCCCGGCGGCAUCAGGAUGUCCCGCACAAGGAAGUCUGGGCCAACACCUGCCAGUCCAAUCUCCUUUUCGAGGUGUGGAGACCGCCAGAGCUGGUCAAGGACUGGGAGUGGGAGCUGCCGGCGCCGCCGGCCUCUCUACCCGCUAGUGCCGCCAGGGUGAAGCCGGGGCGCUUGAAGCGUUCUUGGACUGUCAGUUCCGAGCAAUGGAUGCCUACAUCCACGAGAGGCGAUGAGCCACCAACCCGCACCGCCUCUGCAGGGAUCAGGUGUUGCACUUCUCGCCGAGGUGCGUGGCUCUCUGACAACGGGGAGUUUGUGCGGCCAACGCCUUUGAAGGCGCGCAUUCGCAUGGAAGCUCCGGUCCCGUCGCCGUCGCCACCUGCCACGUUUCACCAACGUGCAGCUACGGCCGCGGCAUGGGUGUUCGGCAGACGCCAGGUCCCCGAGCCUGUCAAUACUCUGAGCCAGGAUCAGGACCCAGAAGCUCAGGCGGACCUGCUGGUGACUGAAAUGCGGGAGCAACUGAAGCACACCUGCAAAGAGCCGCUUCAGGUGCGAAAAUUGAUUUUCCGCGAUUUGCAACGGCAACUUCACCCGGACAAAAACACGGAAUGCGAGGAGGCUGCCAAGCAUGCCUUCCAGAAGCUAAUGGAGGAGCGCAGAGCAUACCUUGGUGCAGAGCCGGCCGGGUUCGGGCAGGCAAGUGAAUCAAACAAGUGA
Molecule: messenger RNA, 1620 nt
Organism: Symbiodinium sp. CCMP2456
Lineage: Eukaryota; Dinophyceae; Suessiales; Symbiodiniaceae
Source: the annotation of a GenBank genome assembly